UGAGCGGUUAGUGAACUGAAAUGGCAAAUGGCAGCUUGGCAGCUCGACUCGGCCGGCUAUCGAGUUUGACCAGUUUGAUUCAGUGGGCCAUGGCUUAAAUCGCACAAAUCGCAAAUCGGAAAAGGUUUUUUCGAGACUUUUCAUUGCGAUUGCCGGCCAGUUCACGUCCGCCACUGAACGCAAUAUGACGCUGUCCGCGAAUCCAAAUAUUCCUGCGAUAAUUAGGAUUUUGGUCACACUGGCGCUCUUAAGCCAGAGCCUGGCCACACCGCAGCAGUUCCUUUUUGCCCAGGAUCUGCUAACGGGAAGUGGAACAGGAACUGGCAUAGGAACUGGAACAGGAACUAGUACAGGAACUGGAACUGGAGCUAAUCCCCUGCCUGUUAAUGAUCCUUCUGAUCUCAGUGCUGGUCUUAAUCUGACCCCUGUUAGUAAUCUGAUCGCCGCCGCUGCCAAUGCCGUGCCCCCCGCCCCCAUUACGUUUAUACGCACGGCCAUGAACAGCGGCCUCUGACCGCCAGGUGGCGCCACCGUGAAUUCUAGACCGCCCCAAAAAAUAUAAUUCAAAAUAUCUUUAAUUCUAAGAGCCUUUUUUUAAGAUUUAUUUUUUUUUUUUGUAAGUUAAGCUAAUUGUUUGUUUAUUAGUUUUUUUGUAGCCUCAGAUUAGUGUUGAAAAUGAGUUUAUGAGACACGUUUUUAUCUGGUGACAACAAAGUGUUAAUAUAUUGUGCGAUAAAUUGCGGAAAGUCGGGAGAUUUCUGGCUUAUCUCGGCUUGUAAUCAGGUCGCUUUCAUUAUCUCUAUAGUUCCACUGUACGACAAAGUACAGUGAAGGAAGUGAUGCAAUAAAAUAUAUUUUUAACAAAUGAGAUUAUUUAUUUUUUUUUUAUAGAAAUAUUAUUUGGAAAAAAAGUGUCUUUAAAUUAAAAAAUUUCAUGAUUUUUUUUUUUAAUUCAGUUUAAUUAUAUAAUAGCUGUUAGGAACGUGACAAAAAAUGUUAAUUGUUUUAGGCUUUUUAUGGAAAAAAUGCGAUUAGUUUUGGUCUAAAAAGUAAACCAGUUCUCGACACCCCAAAAAAGUGACUUGUUCUGGCACCAAUUUCAUUUUUCCAUAAAAUCUUAAUUGUUUUUUAGCAAUUAACAAAAAGAUUAAAUAGCAAAUAAUAGUUUUUUUUAUAAACUACAAAUUGUUAUAAUUUUUUAGACAUGGGGAGUACCUAUUUUAGAAUCCCAUAACUCUCAAAUAAUCCCAUAAAAGUAAAGUUUAAAAAUAAAUGUUGGACAAAAAAAAACAG
Molecule: messenger RNA, 1293 nt
Organism: Drosophila ananassae
Lineage: Eukaryota; Metazoa; Arthropoda; Insecta; Diptera; Drosophilidae
Product: period circadian protein
Exons: 2
Coding region: 185-514 (109 amino acids)
Source: RefSeq, a predicted model, not a curated record